AACGAUGUUUGAAUUGUCCCGCUCCAUCAUGACUACCAUGCAAAAUUAAAAUGAUUAGUUUUUUGCUGAUGUAAAUAAUAUUAUUAUUUGAUUGUUGAAAUAAGUGAUUCUAUCAGAAUUGUUCUCAUUAUUUGGUUUUUAAGAACAAAUUCAUCUAUAAUCUCCAUUUGAAUAUGUAUUUUUUUAUAUUAUUAGUCGAUCAAGCCUAAGUUGGAGGCCCUGAGUCCUUAUAGACGACGAAGAAGGUUAGAACAAAAGUCUAUCAAAAGGACAUCUCAGAUAAUUCAAAAUGAGGCUGACACCUGCUCUGUUGGAUGAAGCGUUUGGAUCCAUCUCCAAGAGAGUGCGAGGAAUCGUCAUCUACAAGCUGAGUCCAUAUGAACAGCGAGCUUUUGCUGGCUACAUCAAGCACGGCGUCCCAAACACAGUCCGCCGGGUAGCUGAGAGUCUACCCUACCUUCUACCUAUGGUUUUUGGAACCUAUUUCAUCUACUCAGAAGCUGAAAAAGAACACAAGCGACUCAUGAGAAAGAACCCAGCUGACUAUGAGAAUGAUGUUUAAAAAUCGAAUUGUGUUGUAUUUGUAGUUUCAUUGUCAGUAUCACUAUUGAUGUCAAAAAUCUUAAAUUAUAAAUGUAAAUUGGAUAUUAAAUUCUAUUGUUAUCGCCUCUAAAA
This is a messenger RNA of Nilaparvata lugens (brown planthopper), 675 nucleotides long. It is a transcript of the gene UQCR-Q, whose product is annotated as cytochrome b-c1 complex subunit 8. Bases 290 to 562 code for a protein of 90 amino acids. The record is from RefSeq and is a predicted model, not a curated record. NCBI's taxonomy places the organism in Eukaryota, Metazoa, Arthropoda, Insecta, Hemiptera, Delphacidae. The transcript has 3 exons. Gene Ontology annotation, biological process: mitochondrial electron transport, ubiquinol to cytochrome c.